Molecule: messenger RNA, 739 nt
Organism: Sander lucioperca (pikeperch)
Lineage: Eukaryota; Metazoa; Chordata; Actinopteri; Perciformes; Percidae
Gene: lim2.3
Product: lens intrinsic membrane protein 2.3
Exons: 7
Coding region: 212-679 (155 amino acids)
Cellular component (GO): plasma membrane
Molecular function (GO): structural constituent of eye lens
Source: RefSeq, a predicted model, not a curated record
ACACAAAACUCAUCCUCUGUGAUUGGUUGUGGCUCAGCAUGCUCCAUUGUUCCAUCAGCCCGUUUGUUCGCUUGGUUUCCUACGCACAAACAAAACUUUCCUACCCGUACUGCGCAAUAUUGGGCUCCUCUGUGCUUCGACAACCCAAAAUAUUGGAAUCUCUGACUUUUUUCUGAGGGGAGAAGGAUCACGUCAGUGCUUUUUUGGCAGGAUGUACAGCUUCAUGGGAGGUGGCUUGUUCUGUGCCGGAAUCGGCAACAUACUACUCAUUGUCUCUACAGCAACUGACUACUGUGUGCCUGGGAAAUGCAUGACACACACAGACAGCAUUGCGUACUGGGAUGCCACCCGGGCCUUCAUGAUUCUUUCCCUGCUGGCUUGUUUCAUCGGCAUUGUGAUCGGUGUCAUGGCCUUCAUCCACUACUCCUCCUUCGACGGGUUUGACAAGACAUUUGCAGCUGGCAUCCUGUUCUUUAUCUCCUGCUUCUUUGUGUUGCUGGCCAUGGCUGUCUACACAGGAGUGACAGUGAACUACUAUGGUAAACGCUAUGGCAGCUGGCGAUUCUCCUGGUCCUAUAUAAUGGGCUGGGUGGCAGUGGUGCUCACAUUCUUCUCAGGUAUCUUCUACAUGUGUGCCUAUCGGAUGCACGAAUGCCCAAGAAACUCUAACUCACGCUGACCUGCCAAAAACUUCAACACACACACACAAACACCACGCACACACAAAGGCACAGCGGCC